Messenger RNA from Mercenaria mercenaria, 3332 nucleotides. RefSeq names its product very long-chain specific acyl-CoA dehydrogenase, mitochondrial-like. Gene Ontology annotation, molecular function: fatty-acyl-CoA binding; flavin adenine dinucleotide binding; very-long-chain fatty acyl-CoA dehydrogenase activity. The record is from RefSeq and is a predicted model, not a curated record. NCBI's taxonomy places the organism in Eukaryota, Metazoa, Mollusca, Bivalvia, Venerida, Veneridae. The transcript has 18 exons. The coding region runs from base 82 to 1968 and encodes 628 amino acids.
AGCCACUAACCCGGAAAUGACGUAAUCCUAAUUGUUCUACUCGGUGUCUCGGUGACUGACAGAUCACUUACUUACGAAAAGAUGUUUCGAUCUUCUCUUAGAGUUACAUCUGCGCUGAAAAAUACAAAAGUGCGGGCACAGAUACUUCAGAAAUGGCAAGAAUGUUUGGCUGUCACUCAAACCAGAAAUGUUAGUGAGGAGUCCAAGUCCUUUGGUUUGAACCUGUUUAGAGGCCAAGGUCAAGCUGAACAAGUGUUCCCUUUUCCAGAAGUUCUAAAUGAAGAGCAGAAGGAAAAUCUACAGAUGUUUGCUGACCAGACAGCCAAAUUCUUUGAGGAACAAAAUGAUGCCUCAAAGAAUGACCUAUUGGAGAAGGUGGAUGAUGACACCAUGGAAGGACUGAAAGCUCUCGGUGCAUUUGGACUUCAAGUCCCAACUGACCUUGAUGGUCUUGGCUUGACAAACACACAAUAUGCAAGGCUUGUAGAGAUUGUUGGAGCACAUGACCUUGGAGUUGGCAUUGUUCUAGGAGCUCAUCAGUCAAUUGGUUUCAAGGGUAUCAUAUUAUUUGGCACACCGGAGCAGAAAAGUAAAUACCUCCCUAAACUUGCUGUGGGAGAAAAUAUAGCUGCCUUCUGCCUUACUGAGCCUGCCAGUGGCUCGGAUGCCAGUUCAAUAAAGACGAGAGCUGUUCUGUCAGAUGAUGGGAAACAUUACAUUCUGAAUGGCAGCAAAAUAUGGAUCAGUAAUGGAGGCCUUGCUGAAAUAUUUACUGUUUUUGCCCAGACUCCAGUGAAAGAUGCAAAGACAGGGGAGACAAAAGACAAAGUGACGGCCUUUAUUGUGGAGAGAAGUUUUGGUGGUGUAACUAAUGGUCCUCCAGAGAAGAAGAUGGGUAUCAAAUGUUCAAAUACUGCUGAAGUCUACUUCGAGGAUGUGAAAAUACCUGUGGAAAAUGUUCUAGGAGGGGAAGGUGGUGGUUUUAAGGUAGCGAUGAACAUUUUGAACAAUGGAAGAUUUGGUAUGGUUGCUGCUCUCUCGGGAACAAUGAAAUACUGUAUACAGAAGGCAGUGGACCAUGCAGCUACACGGGUACAGUUUGGCAGCCAUAUACACUCAUUUGGAGCAAUUCAGGAAAAGUUAUCUCAGAUGGCUAUCAAACAUUAUGUAGCAGAGUCAAUGGCCUACAUGAUCUCAGCAAAUAUGGACCAAGGUUUCAAAGAUUUCCAGAUUGAAGCUGCUAUUGGGAAGAUCUAUGCAUCGGAAGGUGCCUGGUUCUGUGCUGAUGAAGCUAUCCAGAUUCUUGGGGGAAUGGGAUUUAUGAGGGAUUGUGGAAUUGAGCGGGUGAUGAGAGAUUUGAGAAUAUUUCGUAUAUUUGAGGGAACCAAUGACAUUCUCCGUCUGUUCAUUGCACUUACUGGCAUGCAGUACGCAGGUGCUCAUCUGAAAGAAGUACAAAAAGCGAUGAAGAAUCCUAUGGCAAACAUUGGGACUGUGGCCAGCUUUGCUUCUAAAAUGGCUGUCAGGAAGAUGGGAGGCAGCACAGGGAAUGUGUCACUUCACACUCACCCAUCAGUACACUCAGAUCUAAGCACUGCUGCUAAAGAGGCUUCCAAAUCUAUAGAAGAUUUUGGUGGAACUGUGGAACAGUUGUUGAUCAAAUAUGGCAAGAAGAUUAUGAAUGAGCAGAUGGUAUUAAACAGAGUGUCGGAGGCUGCUAUUGAUAUAUAUGGUAUGGUGUCUGUGUUGUCCCGGGCAUCAAGAUCCCUAAAUAACCAAUACUCGAGUGCGGCCUCGGAGUCGGCCAUGUGCCAGGUGUUCUGUUCACAGGCGGCUGUACGAGUAGAUACCAACCUGAAAUUGGCUCUUUCCGACAAAGACAAGAAAAUUUUCCAGCAGAUGUCAACAAUUUCCGAGGAUGUCAUCAAACAUGGUGGCACUGUUCAAGAACAUCCUCUAGGAUUUUAACGUUGCUUUACGAAUCUAGGACAUUUUGUAGAAACAUAGAAUGAAUCUUAUAUUACAAAGAAACUGUGAUUUUUUUUUCUUCAUUUUAUUAUUUUGAGAAAAGGUUGUUAUAAGCUGUAUACUGUAAAGACAUAAAUUUUCAAGAGAGAGACACACUUUCGAAGUUGCAUCAAUCCAAAUAAUAAAAAAAUGAGAAACAAGUACAUUUCCAAAUUUUAACACCUUUUAUAUUUCAAAUCCACAAAGUCUCCAUAAAUUAUCCAUUUUUAAGGAAACCACAAAAUUUAGUGCUCGCAAAAUGUAAGGAUUUGACAGUAUUUUUUUUUUAAAUUUCAUUUCACCUCUGUAUAACUAAUAUACCGGUGCCCCUUUAAAUUAGGAUAUGCAUAAUUAAAUAGCAGGAGAUAUUGUAUUUAAAUGCUGAUGAGACUUUGAAAUUUGAAGUUUUUUCCAUCAGUGUUAAACAGUAACGCUUGGGGAGGGGGGAAGGUUGGGGAAACAGAAUGCUACCAUAUACCCUAAGAUUUUGAUAUUUAGUGUAAUUGAAAUUUAACUUGUCAAAGUUCAAGUUAUCUUAUAGUGUUAUCUGUAAUUGUAUGUUUGAACAAAACUUAAAAACAGAAAAAGGAUCAGUAGCUAAGUGCCAUUACACUUGAAUGAUUGUUUUUUUCCUUCAGUUUUUUGCUGAUUUUAUGAAAUACUGAAUCGAAACAUCUUCAGCAUGGGAACCAAAUUCACUAAUAAAAUGAUGUUAAAUAUUUUAUAUUGAAAGUUGAUUUUCUUCAUUAUUUCAAAAUCAUAUGAUCUUUUCUAAUAUACCGAUUUAUCUUAAAAAACAUAAGCCAUUAAAAUUGUAGGAAAGUUCCCCUUCUAAGUAUCAAAAGGGACCGCAUAAAUUGCUCAAGUGAGCCCAGGUGAUUGAACUAGUAACCAUGACCAGCAGGAAAGGUUUACCAUACACGACUAAAUAUUUUAGUCAUGUUUUUCAUACAUGUAUGUGUACAUGUAGUAAGUGUCUAUACAUAGAAAUAACCAUCUGCAAAAUUUUUUCAGAAAACGCAUAAUUAUAUGUAAAUUGUAAUGUUCUGAAAUCUGACACAACAAACACUGAAAAAAUGAAGGAAAUCCUACAUGUACACAUACAAGUAUGAAAUCACAGCCUUUAUGUCAACUCGAGUACCUCAUAUAUAUAGUUUGUCUCACGUCUCAUUACACAUGCAUACUAUAUGUAUAUUUUGAACAAUUGGUGAUUUUGCCAUAUAGUAUAAGAGUGAUAUGUUAUGAAUGUAAAAUUGUAUAUUAACUGUUUCUUGUUUUGUUUUUGUCUCAUUGCUGUUUCUUUAGUAAAAUUUGUUUACAUAGUA